Messenger RNA from Strongyloides ratti, 1797 nucleotides. RefSeq lists its product as hypothetical. The coding region runs from base 1 to 1797 and encodes 598 amino acids. The transcript has 2 exons. The record is from RefSeq and is a predicted model, not a curated record. NCBI's taxonomy places the organism in Eukaryota, Metazoa, Nematoda, Chromadorea, Rhabditida, Strongyloididae.
AUGGUUAAAAAGAUAAGUAUAAUAAAGGAACAUGGAAGAAUUUUUAAAUUGUCUAAAACAACUAAAAAAAAAGAAAAUUCACCAAUAUUAAAACAAAAAAUCAUAAACAAUAAUGUCCAAAGUUUGCAUACAACAAAAGAUGGAGAUAAAAAAAUUUUACCUGCAGAAAUUGUUGGAAAUGACGAUUUUUUAAUGUCACAAAUAAUAAGAAUGAUUCCAAACUCUAAGGAAAGAGCGAAUUUAAGAUUAACUUCUAAACGCCUUAAUAUUUUAUGUAAUUCUAAACUAAAUAAUAAACCAUUUCAAAAAUUUUUAACUAGAGAAAAUUCAAAUGGAUUUGAGUGGGAAAUAUUUAAUCGAAAGAAUGUUCAUACUUUUGUAGAAGUUGUUGGAGAUACAUUAGCUAUUAGAGUCCCACAUUGUAACUCGAAUGUUUUAGCAUAUUUGGAAAAACGUCGAGAAAUGAUCGAGUUUCAUAGAUUUAAGAUAAAAAAACUGGAAGUAGAAAAUAUUCAUGAUGGUUGUUUAAAUUUUUUUAAAAAGUUAGAUUGUUUUGAAAAUGUUGAAAUGGUUACUUUUCAUCCUGUAAAUGCAUCUACUUUAGUUUUGAAAUUUUUUGAAUGCUGUUCAAAUUUAAAACCAAGUAUUGUAAGAUUUGCUUGGUUAUAUUUAAGCCGAAUUAUUUUUCAUCCAACAUAUGGAAAUGUUGAUUUUGAUAAAUUGUUUCCGAAAUCUGUAAAAACUAUACAAAUUGAUUGCAAUUUAUAUGCAAUACAGUGGUUGUUUAAAUUAUCAGAUCAUAUACCUAAUAUGUAUUUUGAUACACUAAUACUUGGUGAUGGAUUUUAUAAUGGACUAAAUAUAUUAUCAGGAAUUAGAGAAAAAUCACUGAAACUUAUGAGAUGUUUCCAAAAUGUAGAAAUUAAAUUUAAUGAGGAACUUGAGUAUGAUGUUACUUCAAGCCUUUUAGGAAAUUUAUCACUAUUUGAAAUUGAUGGUGGAACAAAGUUAUCUUAUGAUGUUAUGAUUACUCUUCAUAAAUUUCGAUAUGUUCGUUUUAAUCCAUUACAUGAUGAACUGAUGCCAGAGGAUAUUGAUAUUAGAUUAGCUGCAUAUAAUAUUUUAAACAUACAUCAUUUUCGUGUACAAUGUGACUCAAGUUGGACAAAACCUUCGAAAUUUUAUAUAAAUCCCUUCCCAAAACUUUUUGAAAUGAUGCGUAAUUUGACAACAUUAGAAUUGUCAAUGAGAAUUUUUCGUUCAACAGAUGAAUUUAAAGUUCUUGUUAAAAAAUUAAGUAUAAAUAUAAAGAAUGUAAAACUUUCCCAAUGUGAAAAACUAAAAAGUGCUUGUAUUGAAUCAUUAGCUGAUGCAUGCAAACAGAUAACCUAUCUUUCAUUGGAGCAUGUUAAAUCAAAUGCUAUUUCAAUCAAAAAAACUAUUUCUGUUUUUAAAAAUUUAAAAGGAUUUUCAAUAUUUUUUCUAUAUCACAAUAAAAAUAUUGAUUCAUUUAAUGAUCUGAUAAAAAUAAAUGAUACUAAUGGUGUAGCUACACUAAACUGGCCAGAAUUAGAUUUUCUACAGGUAGUAUUUAAUUCUCCAAGAGUAAAAGUUAAGAAACUUAUUGAACAAAUUGAAAAAAAUACACCAAGAAAAUGUGGUGAAUUUAUUAUAAAAUAUCAUUCAAAAAAAAGUUUUUGUUCCAGUGAAGUGUUGGAAAUUUUAAUUCAAAAAUCAUCCAAAUACUAUUGCAAAUUUAUUGGAUUAUUUUCUACACCAGUUUGGAUUAAAGAUUAA